UGCAGAAGCUGGGGGUGUGGCCGGCCUCGCAGCGGCAGCAGGACGAGGAACAGCGCCAGAAUCGACAUCUCCCUUCGUGUCCAACUCCAAUGGAGCGAAUCGCCAGUUGGCGGAAAUGGCCAUGGAAGCGGCAGGCCUGGUCUUCGAUUUGCUUCAGAAUGUUGCUUCUAUUCCUCCCCCCCGGCAUCAAACCAACCCAAGUAGCGAGCACAAGCGACGGCGCCUCCAACGUCACAGCCAACUACAUCCUCUCGCAAAACAACGAAACCUACACCUUCUUCUCCGACCCCCGCCUAAUGAGCCUAAACGUCGUGACAGAAAUGUCCAACUCGUCCUUCCCGCGCCUCAAAUCCGAGCAAGACCUCUUCACCCCGGCCGAGUACAGGAUGUUCCUGGAAGAUCCGAUCUGCUUCUACGCCAACAUCGAGAGCAUCCUCGCUCUGGGCAACCGAGCUCCCCGACCAGCUCUGGAGCGCGCACUUCGCGACACCCGCCUCCUCAAGCAGCGACGAAUCGAGAGUGGCGCUGCGAGGACGCGGUUCGCCUGCGUGCUGACGGGAGUUGUGGUGGUAGCAGUAGGAUUUUCAGGCUUGUAGGAAGCGCGCGAGCUUCCAGCGCCCACUUUAAUUCUUGCUUUCCUCGUAGCCUCCUCGAUCUUCUCUGCCCGCCAAGUGCAACCCUCCGCAAAAUCGCAUAUUCGGCAUUUAGAUGCGUCCUCGAUGUCGACGCCUCUAGUCGCCCUCUCGCCUCGCCACCAGCUGAUCUCGUCGUUGACGUAAGAGUCCAACACCGCGUCGUCGUGCACGAAAGGCUUCUUGCCCAGCAGAUCGCCCGAGCUUCCGCUGCGGUACUCUGCGACCAAGAGCUUCGAGAUGGAAGACCGGACAUUCAUUGUGGGCCAACAGUUCCGAGAGGGAGUCCUGGCUGCUUUCGAGCAGGACUUGGCCUUCCUCGGAGUUGGAGACGAGACCGUCAACGAGCUGCUGUCGCAAGCCGAACCGGAACACCCAGGCCAACCGAGAGCUCUCCUGGACAAGGACUUCGAACAAGAUCCCGUCUUGCAGGAUGCGCCUCCUGCAUUGCAGCGUACGAUUGGAAGGCCACUCUCCCUACUAUAGCUGACGCGGCUGACACGCAGCGCCUUGUAGCAGAGCCAACUACACCGAAAACUGCGACUGGCGAGAAGCGUGAUGAUGCUGCUGCCGCCGCCGCUGCAGCGCCCGAGCAACCUGGCGACGAUCCACGGGCACCUCUCGAGCGCUUUCGCCAGAGGAAACCGCUCAGUGUGACGGAUUUGGUCUCGCCUGCGUGCGAUGAAGCAGGGGAGCUCGGUGCACAAAGUGCUCGAGGAGCAAGUCCACAAGGAGACAAGAGAGGAUAUGUUCGGCCUGAGGAUCUGGAAUGUCAUUCAAGGGCUAAGGACGUUGAGAGCGACGGGCAUGACGAGGGAGAUGGAAGUCUGGGGAGUGGUGAAUGGAGAAGUGGUGAACGGAAUCAUCGACGAGAUCAACACUGUCUGCCCCGACGAAGAGGCCGAGGAAGCAAUGUUGGAGAAGGAAGAAGAGAGGAAGACCGGCGCGAAAAAGAGCAAGCCACUGGAAGCAGGGCAGAAGACUCUCAAUGGCUUCCUUUCCGGCUCGCAGAACGAUCAGAUCCUGGAGGAACACUUCAGAAGCACGCCCUCUUCGAGCCACUACGAGGCUCCUCGCACCUUCUACCUUUCAGACAUCAAGACCCGCCAGUCCAAGUCUUUGCCACCAGACGGCAGCCCAUCCAAGCCCGU
This is a messenger RNA of Scutellospora calospora, 1783 nucleotides long. Lineage: Eukaryota; Fungi; Glomeromycota; Glomeromycetes; Diversisporales; Gigasporaceae. The record is from the annotation of a GenBank genome assembly.